AUGCCCGUUACGAUGGGCGAUCAGAGCGCGAAUCGUGGGAUGCCAUCCAUGCUCCCGUCGCCGCCCAUGUCGACCGCCUGGGGAACGUCUGGCAGCAACAUCUGGGCCGCGGCGCCCUUGGGCGGCCUGCAUUCCGUCAGCAUGGCUGAAGCCAGCUCGCAGGCCAGGUACUACGUUCCUGCUCCUGUUGAUGAGCCGCAGUCCGCCUUCGCAGCCGCCCCGGUGCAGCCAUCGCAAGGAGGUUUCUAUCCUCCUCCACAGCAGCCUUCUCACCAGCACGCCGGGCCCAUGCUGUCCUUCAGGGAGCAAGCAGAGCCCGCCCAGCAGGCGCCUGUGCACGUGAUGAUGCAACGCCUCUCGCCCACCACCACGGCCGCCGAAAUUCGCAUCAUGCUCGUCUUUUCCAAGGAGCUGCUCAGCGUGGACCUCAUAGGCCCUGAUAACUCCGAGGCCGAGCCUCAGUGCUCAGCCCUGCUGGGCUUCCGAAGCAUGGCUGGUGCGUCCGAGGCCUGCAACAAGUUGAACGGCCGCCCGAAUCCGAGCGGCCGCGGUACCAUGAUAGUCAGCAUCGUGUCCUCUCCAGCCUACGCGUCGCCAGCUUACGGGUCGCCCACCCGUGCGUCGUCCGCUGCGCCCAACGGCGCGUCCAAUGGCUUUGCCGAGUUCUUGCGCAUGAAUCACGAGCCACAGCCGCCUCACAGCAGCGGCAUCGUGUCGCCGUCCGCCAACUCUGGCCGCUUCUUUCCUGCUGCCGCCCCUAUCCCUGCUUCUGGUCCUGGUCCCACUUCCGCUACUGCUGCUGUUGCUCCUCACCACCAGGACUUCGCCGCUCCCAACACUCAGGCCGGCAGCCGCUACAAGGAAAUAUUUGACCGUCAGUCAUUGACCGGAAACUAUCUUCCAAGCGAGGUCCCUGGGCGGCUUGGAAAGCACCUCAUCAACGCUGAAGUCGGCGACGAAGACGACCGAGAGCUUCUCAGGGACUCCGUCGCUUAUGGGCACAGGGGCACUCCGGUGCAGCAGAGAGACGCUACCAUCACACCUCCCGACUCCCUUAGCCAGGCAAUGGCAAGUCUGUCUCUCGACCCAAACAUCACUCUGCGGCCAGCGACGAUGCCGGCGUAUUACGCAGGCCUGCCCUCCGUCGUUGGCGCCAACAACAUCUACCUGCGACUCCAACAGCACAUUGCGCGACAGCACCACCAGCUCCAUCAGCAACAGCAUCACCAGUCGGACAAGCGAUCCUCUAGGCACUCGGGGAGGCACCAGCAAACGCCUUAUGGAGGGGCCAAUUACCCCCCAGUAAACCCUGCGGAUCAGAACCCCCCCUGCAACACUCUCUACGUCGGCAACCUGCCCAUGGACGCGUGCGAGGAUGAACUCAAGGUGCUCUUCUCCUUGACAAAGGGCUACAAGAGAAUGUGCUUUAGGAUCAAGCACAACGGGCCCAUGUGCUUCGUCGAGUAUGAAGACAUUGCCCACGCCACCAAGGCGCUUACCACGCUGUAUGGCUUCCCGCUGCACAACAGCGUCAAGGGCGGCAUCCGCUUGAGCUUCUCCAAGAACCCGCUUGGUGUUCGCUCCGCCUCCUCGCAGCCGGCCCCCGGGAAUCUGUACUCCAGCGGCGGCAUGCGCACGCCUACCGGCAACGGCUUCGCGGCGGCCAGCGGCCCUCCGCCCGGCCUGCCUCGACCCCCGGGCCUCAGCUCCCGGUCUCAAUCCACCUUUAGCGCCGGCAGCCGUGCCAGCAGUGCCAUGGGACCUGCUCUGAAUGGCAAUGCCCACGGCAACAGGAAUGGCAGUGUCAAUGGCCAGAGGAAUGGCACUGUCAGUGGUGGUGUCUCUGACGCUGGCUCUGGCUAUGCCCAGAGAGCACCGUACUACAGAACCGGCAUGAACGGCAUGAACGGCAUGAACAAUAUGAGCACCAUGAAUGGCCUAAACAACAUGAACAACCUAAACGGCAUGAACGGCGUUGCAUGA
Messenger RNA from Trichoderma reesei QM6a, 1983 nucleotides. RefSeq lists its product as uncharacterized. The transcript has a single exon. The record is from RefSeq and is a predicted model, not a curated record. Bases 1 to 1983 code for a protein of 660 amino acids. NCBI's taxonomy places the organism in Eukaryota, Fungi, Ascomycota, Sordariomycetes, Hypocreales, Hypocreaceae. Gene Ontology annotation, molecular function: mRNA binding.